AUGGCAUCUUUGGGCAGCAGGAGGGGGCCCUUCAAGCCGGGCGACUUGCGACCGGACGGCGUCCGGGGCCCUCCCAUGUGCUUGCCGCCCAUGGCCCAAAGGGCGCCCCAAGCGCCCGGCGAAUGGAAGCCGAAGCGCCGGGACAAGGCGCACGAGGAGCGCCUCGUCCUGGAGACCGCCAUCGAAGGGCCGGAGAAGCGGUCGGUCCGGGCCGUCAGUCCGCCGAGGCGUGCCAGCGGGGGCGUGACGAUUCCUAGAGCUGACGCAGAUGCGGACGAGCAACAGCCUGACAGGCCGAGCCUUGCUCUGCGGCUGCUGCGGAAAGGGGUAGUUGUGGCAGAAGUGCGAGCGGAACCUGCCAUGACGGUCCAAGAGCUGAAAGAGAGCCUCGCGGAGAUCCUCGGCACUGCUGCGGAGGACCAACGCCUCUUCUGGCGGCUUCGGAGCUUGCCGGACUACAGCAGCUUGAGAGCUUGCGGCCUGAGCUCCGGGGAGCAUGAGCUUACGCUGAUCCCUGAGCUUUCUCACCGCGCCACAGGAGUGGCGCCCAUCUGCGCAAGACGAGGCAUGAACAUGGUGCCAUCCGGGCCAUCGUUACCCUGGAAGCCGUCCAAGUACUCCAUGAUCAGACACGAGGACGGCUUCACGUGCCAUGGGUCAGGCUUUGCGCAGCUCUUGACCGCGUUUACUGAUGGACCUGUGGUCGAUCCCAAGAGUCCAUGGGACGGAGUGACCUCCGAGAGCCUCUUCAAAAGGCUCCACCCGGUGGUUCAGCAGAUGAUGACCUCAACGCCAUCUAUGAAGAAGGAAUGGGAGAAGACGAUGAGCACAGCCAUGCUCGAGAGCAAGAAGAAGCCGGUUCCUGAGCAACAGGAGCUGCGAAAUACGCUGGAGGACAACCUCAAGCAGAUGAACGCCAUUUACGAAAACCAUCCCAACAUUCUGGAUGAGUUUCACUCUGCGCUGAGAAACGGCAGAGGAGGACCGGGCGCCCGGCUUCAGCAGUCGGCCUUUCUGGACACGGCCAAAGGCGAUGCCAAAGAUCCCUGGGAUGGCGUCAACACUGAGAACCUCUUCAAGCGAUUGCACCCUGUGGUGAGGGACAUGAUGGAGAAAAUGCCUGGCAUGAAGAAAGAGUGGGAGAAGACCGUCAAUACCGCUAUGAUUCAGAGCAAAAAGAAGCCCGCUUCUGAGCAGCAAGAGAUGCGCGACACCAUGGAGCAGAACCUCAAGCAGCUGAACGCGAUGUACGAAGCGAAUCCCAGACUUCUGGAAGAUGUGCAUCGACUUUCAGCUGAGCAGUUUUGGCCCAUCAACUGGGGUCAGUAUCUGCACUGGGGUUUGACAAGGAGACGGUGGCGAUGGCUUUCUCUGAGCGCCCACCGCGAGCACCGCGAGCGAGCACCGCGUUUCACGCCGCGCCAGCUUCGGAGACGGGGAGGCCCUGACUGGGAGAACGGCUUCAGCGAUGCGCUGCGCCAUUUUGAGGAGGCAGUAACUCUUUGGAGGCGAAGAGAGGAGGCAACUUGCGAAGAGAAGACCGCAGGCCGGAAUCUGAACCAGCGCACCGUGGCAAGUUGCGACUUCGCAGCAGAGGACUGCUUGAAAGCGCACUUUCCGGAUCGCGAGAUCGAAAGUGACAACGCCCUCCGAACUCUCAUCAAGGUGGCCAAAAGCCAGCGGGAGGAGCUGGCAGAGGUGCUGGAGCUGGUUCGCCAGCAUGCGGAGCGCUUCGAAGGGCACUCCCAGCUGACCGCCCAGCUGCCUGACAGCAGCCUCGCUCGCAAGAAGAGCGGCGCGGAUGUGGUGGCUCUGUUGGCAGAGCUCUUGGAUGUGGCGUCCAGGAGCCUCAGCAAGACCCGCAAGGCCCCAGAAGGGGAGCGACGUGAGGAGCCUCGAAAUGGCCGAGGCCGCGAGAUCCGCCUGGAGCGCCGCGAUGCGCGAAAGGCCGGGCAGUCCGGGUCGUUCUCUUCGGUGUUUUAG
Molecule: messenger RNA, 1983 nt
Organism: Effrenium voratum
Lineage: Eukaryota; Dinophyceae; Suessiales; Symbiodiniaceae
Source: the annotation of a GenBank genome assembly